Messenger RNA from Fusarium vanettenii 77-13-4, 930 nucleotides. RefSeq lists its product as uncharacterized. The coding region runs from base 1 to 930 and encodes 309 amino acids. Lineage: Eukaryota; Fungi; Ascomycota; Sordariomycetes; Hypocreales; Nectriaceae. The transcript has a single exon. The record is from RefSeq and is a predicted model, not a curated record.
AUGCAGACCAUGACUGUCACCUCCAGCACUGCUCCCGCCCAGAGCCUGAAGCCCACAGGCCCUGUGAGGCGUGUUCCAAGAGACACGCCCGUGGCCGAAAUUGCCUCCAUCUUCGCUCAGGAUGGCGCCAUCAUCGUCGAGCAGUUCCUGAGCAGCGACCAGGUCGAUCGGCUGAAUACUGACCUCGACGAGCCGCUGAAAAAGCUGACUCCCGCCGGGUUGCUCAACGGCGUCCCGGACGAAGCAAGGGAAUUCUUUGGCGUUGCAACUCGACGCCUGACCAACCUCAUCACCCUGAGCAAGACGUGGAGGGAGGAAAUCAUCAAUGACAACCUCAUGCACGACAUCUGCGAAGAGAUCCUCACCAAGAAGACCGGCGGCUACUGGCUCAGCGCCGCGCAGAUGAUGGAGAUUGGUCCUGGGAACCCAAAGCAGCCACUGCAUCGUGACUUUGGCAACUGGUGGCCAAACUUUGACAUGCCCCCCACUGCUCCAGAGACCAUGCUCAACUUCCUCAUGGCCACCACCGACACCACCGAGGAGAACGGGGCCACGCGUGCUAUCCCCGGAAGCCACCUCUGGCCCUACUCGGCGGAUGAUCACAACUUGGGCAGUGAAGAUCUCACCCAGACGUGUCCCCUGAAGGCUGGUGACAUGAUGAUGAUCGGAGGGCGCAUCGUCCACGGCGGAGGCCGAAACUCUACAAGCGACUUUUUUCGCCGAGUCGUCUCUGUUGUUGCCGUGACCAAUUGCUUCACUCAGGAAGAAGCAUAUGCCCUGACGCUGGAUCUCGAGAUGGUCAGGAAGAUGCCCCUGCGUCUUCAAAAGUUCUUGGGCUUCCGCAGCCAGUAUCCCAAGGGGUCGCCCGGUCUUUGGAGUAUCAAUGCGAAGCAUAUUGGGGAGCAUAUUGGACUCUCGACGAUGGAGUAG